Molecule: messenger RNA, 9682 nt
Organism: Coregonus sp. 'balchen'
Lineage: Eukaryota; Metazoa; Chordata; Actinopteri; Salmoniformes; Salmonidae
Source: the annotation of a GenBank genome assembly
AUGGGAAGCUCCACCUCAUCUCUCAACGAGGACCCUGAAUGUGAUCAUCAAGGACCUCGUGGGCGUCGGGGCUAUGACAGACAGCACUCCUCUGUCAUGGGGUGCUUCAGGAUCAGCCAGAGCACCCCUGCAUGGGGGGCUAACUUCAUUCCGGCUCUGCAGCUGCAGCGGCCCACUGCUGGCAACCGUGAGCGCAGGUAAGCUGGUCCUUUAUGCUUGUGGUUGGUCUUUGAGAAUAUGAACCCUUAGUAUUAGGUGCCUUUUUGGCUGUGAGCUCACAAUUGCUUGUUAGACACUGGACUGUCACUCAAGUACAAACACAGGGUUAAAUGCCCCGCGCUCCCGCGCUCCCAAACCCUAAACAAGGCACAACGUUUAAGCAUGAUUUUACUUCCAUUAUAUAAUUAAUUCAAUAUCUGCUGUAUCUAAUAUAAUACUAUGAUGUUAUAGACUCACACAUUUAUCACACAACUGUAAUUGUUUUCUUUUCACCAGGUGUCAGGUUGCCUGCCUGUGCCUUCAGGAAAUGUAAUAUGCUAUGGGAAUCCCUGAUGUUGCUACUCUGCUCUGCUCUGCUCUGCUCCUCGGGCCUAAGAGUGCCUAAUAGUGAUGCAACGGUGGGCUCAAAAACUUGAGUCUCACAUUUUGAUUCUCUACAUAAGAAUCAAAUGUGUAGAUGACAUAUAUUAUUAUUAUUACUACUACUUUUGACGCACAGGGCCGCCCCACUAUUGUUAUUGAUUUUGUUGCUGAGCUGAGGAUUGUCGCGCAGCACGUUUAAAAAAUAUAUAUAUAUAUAUAUAUAUAUAUAUCUCGCGUGCAAUGAUGUCAAAUGGGGAAAACAGUGUUAGUUGUUUGCAGUAACUUACUACUUUGCUUGGCCUCACAUUUCUCUAGCAGUAUACUGUCAUGGUUUGGCACCGAGCCCAAUUCUGAUUCAAUUUCAAAAAAAGUUACAGCAAACAACGAACACUGUUUUUCCCCCUUUGACAUCAUUGCACGCAAGAUAUAUAUAUAUAAAAAAUUACGUGCUGCGCGACGAUCCUCAGCUCAGCUCAGCAACAAAAACAAUAACAAUAGUGGGGCGGCCCUGUGCGUCAAAAGUAGUAGUAAUAAUAAUAAUAUAUGUCAUUUAGCAGACGCUUUUGCACUUUAUAGGGAAUACUCUGGUUAAAAGUAGUACACUAUAAAGGGAAUAGGAUGGGCUGUGGCAGUAACUGUGUGUGUCUGUGUGUAUGCGUGUGUUAGAACACGCUUGGCUUGGAUACAAUUUGUAUCAUCUGUAUUUGUGCUCAGGUCGUGUGUGUGUGUAUGUUUUGCUAAUAUGUGUUGUGUGUCCAGGUACUUUGACUCAGUGGACAUCUGUAAGAUCCAUUCCGACUGGCAGGAGCUGCGUGUGCCGGGCAUCUUCCCUCGAGGAGCCAGCUUACCCGUGACUGUGACCUCACUCACCGUGCUGGAGAGAACCACGCUGGAGACCGCCCUUUUCCAGGAGGGGAGCCGGUACGCACAGGAAUCCCACUGUUCUACCAGUGUGUGUGUGUGUUUGUGUGUGUCUGUCACACCAUUCAGCCAGUUAAACCCGCAGGACCAGAUUACAGAAUUAAAAGUGUGUGUGUGUGAGUUAGCCAGAGACUCCCUCCUUCUGGACCUACGGAGGAGGAAGGUCCCACUGGCCACUGACACUGAGGACAACUUCCUGGGCUUCAGGAGGUAGGCCAAUGGAAAAUUGGACACUCGUGCUGUGAGUUUUUGAGUCUGGUCAGACUGACUGGACCUCAACGACCUGUGCGACUGGACUGGAGUGGAGCUCAGAUGGACACGGACUGAUAUGCAAACUGAGCCAGUGACUGCCUCUGAUGCAGCCAGUCGCACAGGUCGUUGAGGUCCAGUCAGUCUGACCAGACUCAAAAACUCACAGCACGAGUGUCCAAUUUUCCUGCCACCAACAGUACACAUCCAUAAACAUUAUUGUGUAAGAGGAUGCUGGUUUGAUGUUGAUGAUAAUGAUGUGUUUUCCUGUGUGCCAAAUAAACUAGAUGUUGUUUGUAUUUGUAUUUAUUAAGGGAUCCCUGCCAAGGCAGCAGCUACUCUUCCUGGGGUCCAGCAACAUUAAGGCAGUUAUAUACAAUAUUACAUGACAUUACAUUUCAUAACGCUUUUCACAACACAUUAAGUGUGUGCCCUCAGGCACUACUCUACUACCACAUAUAUACAAUAUAAAAUCCAUGUGUACGUGUGUGUAGCGUGCGUGUGUUAUCAUGUGUAUGCGUUGUUGUUGUGGUGGAGGUGCUCAUUUUGAAAGUGGGCUGCUCAUUUGACGGCUCCAGAUUGUGGGCCUAGGGCAAAGCAGUUUGCUAGGUACUGCUCUGUUUCAGCUGUUGUGGGCAGCCUAGCUGUUUGGAGAAGGAGGUGCUUUCUGUACCCUUAAGUGCCAUGCAUACAGAUACCUUUUUUAAUGUAAAUUUGAUUGGUGGAUUCAAAUAAAGUAUUUAAAGUGUGGAUGCUAUUGUUUGUCUCUGCUCUGUGUGACAUCAUAACUAGGUCAUUAAGCAGGAAGGACUCUCAGGAAUCUCACUUGUGUUAAUGCUUCUGGCCAUGCCACACCCACACAUCUAGAUGAAUGAGGAAAUAGGUUGUGCUGCAUAUAAAAACAAAACAAUAAAUACUGUUAUUUAUCGAUAUAUGUUGAAAUGCCUGUAAGAUUAUCCUUGGCCAGAGGUACUCAGGGUACCCAGAGGCACUUCGUACCCUCAGCUUCUCCCAAACUGCCUUGACUUUACCAGAAAGCUGCUAAAGACUGACUUCAGAGCCUGGUUACCCUCCUUCGGAGCUCACGGGUCGCCACACAAGGAACUCAAACAAACUGGCCAUCCCAAGAUGUCCAACGGAGAGAUACAGGAGAUCGUUAUACCAUAUUUGAGCAGGCUCCUAAAUGAAAAACGAUUUUAGCUUAGAAAUGUAUAGCACUUUAAAUUGUUGUAUUUAUUUAAUAUUUAUGUUUUUUAUUGUAACAUCAAAGUAACUUAGUGUUUUUAAUGACAACUGUUUUUAAGGACCUGUAAUAAUGCUGAAAGACUAAUAAACUAAACUAAAAAUAUAUCAAUGUAUAUUUACAAGAACACUGAACUGUUAUGGUCUAAUGAACCCUGUUCCUUCACUUUGUGUGAAAUACCUAACCUUUUUACAUCUGACUACCAUUCCCUUUCCCUCCCUUUCCCUCUGUUUCUAUCUAUAGCAUCUAUUCUUCAAAUCGCCACCCUUUGCCUUAUUGACAGCUUUGCACACUCUUGGCAUUCUCUCAACCAGCUUCAUGAGGUAGUCACCUGGAAUGCAUUUCAAUUAACAGGUGUGCCUUGUUAAAAGUUAAUUUGUGGAAUUUCUUUCGUUAAUGCGUUUGAGACAAUCAGUUGUGUUGUGACAAGGUAGGGGGGGUUUACAGAAGAUAGCCCUAUUUGGUAAAAGACAAAGUCCAUAUUAUGGCAAGAACAGCUCAAAUAAGCAAAGAGAAACAACAGUCCAUCAUUAUUUUAAGACAUGAAUGUCAGUCAAUACGGAACAUUUCAAGAACUUUGGAAGUUUCUUCAAGUGCAGUCGCAAAAACCAUCAAGCGCUAUGAUGAAACUGGCUCUCAUGAGUACCGCCACAGGAAUGGAAGACCCAGAGUUACCUCUGCUGCAGAGGAUAAGUUCAUUAGAGUUACCAGCCUCAGAAAUUGCAGGCCAAAUAAAUGCUUCACAGAGUUCAAGUCACAGACACAUCUCAACAUCAACUGUUCUGAGGAGACUGUGUGAAUCAGGCCUUCAUGGUCGAAUUGCUGCAAAGAAACCACUGCUAAAGGACACCAAUAAGAAGAGACAUGCUUGGGCCAAGAAACACGAGGCAAUGGACAUUACACCGGUGGAAAUUUGUCCUUUGGUCUGGAGUCCAAAUUGGAGAUUUUUGGUUCCAACCGCCGUGUCUUUGUGAGAGACGCAGUGUAGGUGAACGGAUGAUCUCUGCAUGUGUAGUUCCCACCGUCAAAUUUGUUUAACACUUUUUUGGUUACUACAUGAUUCCAUAUGUGUUAUUUCAUAGUUUUGAUGUCUUCACUAUUACUCUACAACGUAGAAAAUAGUACAAAUAAAGAAAACCCUUGAAUGAGUAGGUGUGUCCAAACUUUUGACUGGUCUGUACAGUGAGGGAAAAAAGUAUUUGAUCCCCUGCUGAUUUUGUACGUUUGCCCACUGACAAAGACAUGAUCAGUCUAUAAUUUUAAUAGUAGGUUUAUUUGAACAGUGAGAGACAGAAUAACAACAACAAAAAUCCAGAAAACGCAUGUCAAAAAUGUUAUAAAUUGAUUUGCAUUUUAAUGAGGGAAAUAAGUAUUUGACCCCCUCUCAAUCAGAAAGAUUUCUGGCUCCCAGGUGUCUUUUAUACAGGUAAUGAGCUGAAAUUAGUAGCACACUCUUAAAGGGAGUGCUCCUAAUCUCAGUUUGUUACCUGUAUAAAAGACAGCUGUCCACAGAAGCAAUCAAUCAAUCAGAUUCCAAACACUCCACCAUGGCCAAGACCAAAGAGCUCUCCAAGGAUGUCAGGGACAAGAUUGUAGACCUACACAAGGCUGGAAUGGGCAACAAGACCAUCGCCAAGCAGCUUGGUGAGAAGGUGACAACAGUUGGUGCGAUUAUUCGCAAAUGGAAGAAACACAAAAUAACUGUCAAUCUCCCUCAGCCUGGGGCUCCAUGCAAGACCUCACCUCGUGGAGUUGCAAUGAUCAUGAGAACGGUGAGGAAUCAGCCCAGAACUACACAGGAGGAUCUUGUCAAUGAUCUCAAGGCAGCUAGGACCAUAGUCACCAAGAAAACAAUUGGUAACACACUACGCCGUGAAGGACUGAAAUCCUGCAGUGCCCGCAAGGUCCCCCUGCUCAAGAAAGCACAUAUACAUGCCCGUCUGAAGUUUGCCAAUGAACAUCUGAAUGAUUCAGAGGACAACUGGGUGAAAGUGUUGUGGUCAAAUGAGACCAAAAUGGAGCUCUUUGGCAUAAUCUCAACUCGCCGUGUUUGGAGGAGGAUGAAUGCUGCCUAUGACCCCAAGAACACCACCCCCACCAUCAAAUAUGGAGGUGGAAACAUUAUGCUUUGGGGGUGUUUUUCUGCUAAAGGGACAGGAUAACUUCACCGCAUCAAAGGGACGAUGGACGGGGCCAUGUACCGUCAAAUAUUGGUUGAGAACCUCCUUCCCUCAGCCAGGGCAUUGAAAAUGGGUCGUGGGUGGGUAUUCCAGCAUGACAAUGACCCAAAACACACGGCCAAGUCAACAAAGGAGUGGCUCAAGAAGAAGCACAUUAAGGUCCUGGAGUGGCCUAGCCAGUCUCCAGACCUUAAUCCCAUAGAAAAUCUGUGGAGGGAGCUGAAAGUUUGAGUUGCCAAACGUCAGCUUCGAAACCUUAAUGACUUGGAGAAGAUCUGCAAAGAGUAGUGGGACAAAAUCCCUCCUGAGAUGUGUGCAAACCUGGUGGCCAACUACAAGAAACGUCUGACCUCUGUGAUUGCCAACAAGGGUUUUGCCACCAAGUACUAAGUCAUGUUUUGCAGAGGGGUCAAAUACUUAUUUCCCUCAUUAAAAUGCAAAUCAAUUUUUUACAUUUUUUACAUGCGUUUUUCUGGGUUUUUCUGUUAUUAUUCUGUCUCUCACUGUUCAAAUAAAUCUACCAUCAAAAUUAUAGACUGAUCAUUUCUUUGUCAGUGGGUAAACGUACAAAAUCAGCAGGGGAUCAAAUACUUUUUUCCCUCACUGUAUAUACUGUUCACAAAAAAAAGGUUUGUGGGCUGUGACGUGAUGCUGGAGCCUGCGGAGUUCGCCGUGUUCUGCUGUGCCUUCAAUCACUGGGAGAACACAGAGACUGAGACCCACCGGCCAGGCAAGAACACACACACAUUGGUACACAAGCAUGGAUGAACAUAUACACUCACCGGGUCAUUUAUUAGGUACACCAUCCUGUUCACGAAAAUUGAUCGCUCCUACAGAUAGUGAGUCACAUGGCCAUAGCUUGCUAUAUAAAGCAGGCAGACAGGCAUCGAGGCAUCCAGUUACUGUUCGAUUGAACGUAAGAAUGGGCAAAACGAGUGACCUACGCGACUUUCAGCAUGGUAUGAUCAUCGGUGACAGGCGCGCCGAAUCCAUUAUCUCAGAAACAGCCGCCCUCCUGGGCUUUUCACACACGACAGUGUCUAGUGUUAACCGAGAAAAAACUAAAAACAUCACGGAUGGGCUAUUGCAACAGACGACCACUCCUUUCAGAUAAAAACAAGAAGAAGAGGCUCCAGUGGGCACGCAAUCACCAUGGGUGUACCCAAUGAACUGUCCGGUGAGUGUAUAUACGCGUGCAUGCCCACACACACAAGAAACACACAUAAAAAAGCAUUAUGAAAGGUGUUAUAACCACUUUGUGUCCCUGUAGAGUCCAGCCCUAGUCAGGAGCUCCCUGGUUAUACCCUGGCUGUCCACAGCUCCAGACAGGUGAUGGUGGAGCGGGUUCAGCCAAGACCAUAUUAGACGCCAUUAUUCUACUGACCGAGACCCAGGCGGAGAGACACGAGGUGAGACCUUACCUGCAGCAGAAAUCAGGAUUUAUUUCAGUCCAGGUUACACCUGGGCAUCUUUGGAUGUUGGUGCCACUCAGAUGCACACACAUUUUAACAUUCAUGUUUACAGUCAUUGUACAUGUGCAAAAACACACAUAAAAUGUGAUCAUGUCAUACAAUAUACUUUAUAAAAAUCAAACAAACCAAUUUUUUUUUAUAUAGAAACAGGAACCCUGAAAGAGAAGAAGAGCACCUGUCUCAUUAUUGAUGUCCCACUGUUGCUCCCUGCAGGGCCGGGAAGGCAUGACAUUUUACUACCUCACCCAUGGGUCGGCGGGGAUCAUGGUGGGAGAGAACCGCCACCCCAGGUACCACCUCCACGUCUCAUGACUAUCGACAGCAUCCCUCCCCUUUAUAGGUACAGUACACAUCAACAACCUCUAACACUAAAGCCUCAUUUUUACCUUCCGUUUCAAUCGAACGUCUGCUCCCGUCUGCACAGGAUUCAGCCCCCACCUCAGUUUUCGUAGUCCGUGCGGACAUGUGCAAACGGGAGCGGAUAUUCGAUAUUGUCACGAUCGUCGUAUUGAACAGACCAAGGCGCAGCGUGAUGAACGAACAUACUUUAAUUAGUUAAAGUGUAAACACGAUACAAAACAAGAAACGACUCGUGAAGUCCACGGUAACAAUGACCGAACACGGAACAAGAACCCACAAACACAAAGGGAAAACAGACAGUUUAAAUAUGGCUCCCAAUCAGAGACAACCAGCCAACAGCUGACACUCGUUGCCUCUGAUUGGGAGUCACUCAGGCAAACAUAGAAUAAAACAAACUAGAACCCCCAACAUAGACAUAUAACACAUAGAAUAAACACACCCUGGCUCAACAAAUAGAGUCCCAGAGCCAGGGUGUGACAGUACCCCCCCCUAAAGGCGCGGACUGCGACCGCGCCUCAACUAAAGCAAAACAGGGGAGGGCUGGGCGGGCAUACCUCCUCGGCGGCGGUUCUGGCUCCGGCCUUGCCCACCACCCUCCAAUAAACCCCCCAUAGCGCCCCUGGUCCAGUCUGGCCCCGCUGGCUGGAGCUGAACUGGACGUAGCAGGAGCGGUUAGCUUCAGCUCCGUAGUGGAGUAGUUGGCCGGUACCUUACCAGGCACCGGUGACCCAGGCACGGGUUGUGCUGGACUGACGACGCGCACCCCUGGCUUGGUGCGUGGAGGGGGAACGGGCCUUAACAGGCUGAAGACGCGCACCCCUGGCUUGGUGCGUGGAGGAGGAACGGGCCGGACCAGGCUGACGACUCGCACCCCUGGCUUGGUGCGAGUGGCAGGAACAGGCCGGGCCGGGCUGGCGACGCGCACCGUAGAUUUGGUGCGAGUGGCAGGAACAGGCCGGGCCGGGCUGACGAUGCGCACCCCUGGCUUGGUGCGUGGAGUAGGAACGGGCCGGACCAGGCUGACGACUCGCACCCCUGGCUUGGUGCGAGUGGCAGGAACAGGCCGGGCCGGGCUGGCGACGCGCACCGUAGACUUGGUGCGAGUGGCAGGAACAGGCCGGGCCGGGCUGGCGACGCACACCGUAGGCUUGGUGCGUGGAGCAGGGACAGGCCGGACCGGGCUGGCGACGCACACCGUAGGCUUGGUGCGUGGAGCAGGGACAGGCCGGGCUGGGCUGUCGACGCACACCGUAGGCUUGGUGCGUGGAGCAGGGACAUGCCGGGCUGGGCUGUCGACGCACACCGUAGGCUUGGUGCGUGGAGCAGGGACAGGCCGAACCGGGCUGUGGAGACGGAUAGGAGACCUGGAGUGAAGAGCGGCCACAACCCGUCCUGGCUGAAUGCCUACCCUCACACACUCUGUGUGAGGAAUCCGCACAGGACGUACAGGGCGGUGUAUCCGUAACCUGGUGGCCGUCUGAAUCCGCCCCUUUUCUGCCUCCGUCGGCCCCGUCGUCCAUGCCGUGUGCCCCCCCCUAAAAAUUCUGGGGUUGCCUCUCGCCUGUCAGACGUUGACCCGUUUGGCGCCUCCACCGUCUCUUCUCCCGGCGCUUCCUCCCAUGUCCAGCCCAAGAGCUGCCCCUGGACACGCUGCUUGGUCGUUGCAUGGUGGGUUCUUCUGUCACGAUCGUCGUAUUGAACAGACCAAGGCGCAGCGUGAUGAACGAACAUACUUUAAUUAGUUAAAGUGUAAACACGAUACAAAACAAGAAACGACUCGUGAAGUCCAAGGUAACAAUGACCGAACACGGAACAAGAACCCACAAACACAAAGGGAAAACAGACAGUUUAAAUAUGGCUCCCAAUCAGAGACAACCAGCCAACAGCUGACACUCGUUGCCUCUGAUUGGGAGUCACUCAGGCAAACAUAGAAUAAAACAAACUAGAACCCCCAACAUAGACAUAUAACACAUAGAAUAAACACACCCUGGCUCUGGGACUCUAUAUGUUGAGCCAGGGUGUGUUCAUUCUAUGUGUUAUAUUUCUAUGUUGGGGGUUCUAGUUCUUCUGUUUCUUUGUUGGCCUGAGUGACUCCCAAUCAGAGGCAACGAGUGUCAGCUGUGGCUGGUUGUCUCUGAUUGGGAGCCAUAUUUAAACUGUCUGUUUUCCCUUGGUGUUUGUGGGUUUUUGUUCCAGUUGGUCAUUGUUACCUAGGACGUUACGAGUCGUUUUGUAUCGUGUGUGCACUUUAACUAAUUAAAGUAUGUUCGCUCAACACGCUGCGCCUUGGUCCUCCUCUAUGUAUGACGAUCGUGACAGAUAUUGAAUAAUUUUGUUUGAGCGGACCUAGCAGACAUCUUUGACCUAUCUAGUGCCUUAAGUGCGAUAAACGCGCUUUAUAAAGAAAAUUAAUUCGUAUUAUUAUAUCCAUCUCUCUUUCUCUCUAUCUCAGACUGGUGUUGGUGGUUCUGUCUCCGUUGGAUGGCAACUCUGGUUUCUCCAUCACACACAGAUUGGCCUACAGGAAGGCAGUCCACGCCUUGCUGGGUGACUGGACCCCUACCAAGGCCACUCACAGGCCCCCCGCUCACCCACCACACAGCAGGCCUCCAUCGGCCCACUUUGACCAAGGACUCUACCUCCUACACCAGGGCUUUCCAAUUAUUUUCCUGGAG